Molecule: messenger RNA, 725 nt
Organism: Mytilus californianus (California mussel)
Lineage: Eukaryota; Metazoa; Mollusca; Bivalvia; Mytilida; Mytilidae
Exons: 2
Coding region: 76-675 (199 amino acids)
Source: RefSeq, a predicted model, not a curated record
GAGGAGCAAAUGACUUAAAAAGAAGGAAAAGUUGGACCAACGCCAUGGCCCAUACGCAGAUUGGACGAGAACACGAUGAAAUCGUGGAGUCCAUCUCAAUCAGCUGUUGUUUGCAAGGCACAUUUUACUGAAAAAGACUACGUGCAGGAAACUAUUCAUGGGCACAAACCCACCAUACAGAGACUUAAGUCUACUGCCAAUCCCAGCCUAUUUUCCUGGACCAAGCAAGAGACUGAAUCGUCCGCAAAAAGAAAAAUCAGGGCAGUUUUCUGUGAAAACAAAAGAACUAAACUUGAUGAAUAUUGUAGUAGAAAUCUAGAGGAAAUUUUUGAUUGUAAAGUUGGUUUUCCUGAAGAAGUAAUUCAUACUGCAGACAGGAUUUAUGACUGUCCACCACCAACUGCCGAGCUAAUGUUGAGCUUCACAGAUGGAAUUACGCAAACACCAUCAAUGCCUAUAUUUUCAGCAGAGAAUUUUGAAAUGAAGACACGUGACACAGCCAUGCAUUUUUAUACCGGUUUAGAGUUGUAUACUAAAUUUUUAUUUGUUUUGACCACACUUGGUCCAACAGCACAUUGUUUGAGAUGCAUAUAUUUUCAAAUUGAUAGGGUGUCAUUUGAAAAUCAGUUUUUUUAUGACUUUGAUGAAAUUGAUGCAUUAUACAACCAACUUUGAACUGUCUAGAUUCUAGAUUGAAACUAGUGUUAAGAAUAUUGUGUAAACAU